Erythranthe guttata (spotted monkey flower) is the source of this 1422-nucleotide messenger RNA. Its product is annotated as glucan endo-1,3-beta-glucosidase 13. The record is from RefSeq and is a predicted model, not a curated record. Gene Ontology annotation, molecular function: hydrolase activity, hydrolyzing O-glycosyl compounds. Gene Ontology annotation, biological process: carbohydrate metabolic process. Lineage: Eukaryota; Viridiplantae; Streptophyta; Magnoliopsida; Lamiales; Phrymaceae.
AUGGCUUCCCAUAAACAAUUAUUAUUAUCCAACUUCCUCCCGGCAUUUAUUUUUAUUUUCGUCGUCGAAACGGUUCUCUCCGGCACAGUCGGAGUAAACUACGGCCGCCUCGCGGACAACCUCCCGCCGCCGCAGCAGGUGGUCCAGCUCCUCCAAUCCCAAGGCAUCGCGAGAGUAAAAAUCUUCGACACGGACGCCGCCGUACUCUCCGCCCUCGGCGGCUCGGGGAUCUCCGUCACCGUCGCGAUGCCGAACGAGCAGCUCUCGUCGGCGGCAGCCGACCAGUCGUUCACCGACACGUGGGUACAGUCCAACAUCCUACCCUACCACCCGAACACGAUCGUCGACGCGAUCGCCGUCGGAAACGAAGUGUUCGCCGAUCCCGCAAACACGGCAUUCCUCGUACCGGCGAUGAAAAAUGUAUACGCUUCGCUCGUCAAAUACGACGUCGCUUCGACGAUCAAAGUCUCGUCUCCCGUAGCGAUGGGGGCGCUUCAGUCAUCGUACCCUCCUUCGUCCGGUUCAUUUGAACCGGAUCUUGUUGAACCGGUUAUGAAACCGAUGCUGGAAUUUUUGCAGCAGACCGGAUCUUUUUUCAUGGCGAAUGUUUACCCUUUUUUCGCGUACAUUGGUAAUACGGACACGAUCUCGUUGGACUACGCGCUUCUACGCGAUAACGGCGGUAACGUUGACGGAAACAACGGCCUGGUUUAUAAGAGUUUAUUUGACGCCCAGCUUGACGCCGUUUACGCCGCGAUAACGGCGUUAGGGUUUCCUGAAAUGAAAGUUGUGGUUGGCGAAACCGGCUGGCCGUCGAUCGGCGACGAGGGGGAGGUCGGGGCGAGUGUGGAGAACGCGGCGGCGUACAACGGCAACCUUGUCCGGAGAGUUCUCACCGGCGGCGGAACUCCUCUCCGGCCAGAUGUGCCGAUCGACGUGUAUUUGUUUGCCCUAUUCAACGAGAACCAAAAGCCCGGCCCGACUUCGGAGAGGAACUACGGGCUUUUUUACCCGAACGAGGAGAAAGUUUACGACAUUCCGCUGACGGCGGCGGCGCUUGGUGUUGCGUCGUCUAAGAGGAAGGUGGCGGCGGCGCCGGCGCAUCGGCAUCGGCAUCACUCCGGCGAGACGUGGUGCGUGGCGAAUGAGAAGGCUGGAGCGGAGAAAUUGCAGGCGGCGCUGGAUUAUGCUUGUGGGGAGGGAGGGGCGGACUGCCGUCCGAUCCAGCCGGGUGCCACGUGUCACGAUCCGGACACGAUUGGGGCCCACGCUUCGUUUGCGUUCAAUAGCUACUACCAGAAAAAUGCGCGGCGGAGAGGGAGCUGUUAUUUCGGGGGUGCUGCUUACGUGGUCACUCAGCCACCUAAGUUCGGUACUUGCGAUUUUGCAACGAGGGUUUAACGGGCUUCGCUUGAACAAGAC